AUGCGUACCGCUUUUAUCUUCGCAACUCUCGCCACCACCUUGGUGGCAUUGAACCCUCAAGCUGAGGGCGAGGCCAACACCAACACCCCCGAAAGCUCCUCCCUGCACGUCCCCCAGCGCGCCAGCUCACCCAUGGUACGCGUCGGCGAGGACACCAACAUCCCCGAAACAGGCGUCUCCCAUGACGCUAACGUCCCCGCGACCAAGCCCGACGCUGGAAAAGACACGGCCACGCACGUGGACAACAGCGGCGAGCGUCCCGAGGUUGUCACGGACUUGAAGACUCCGUCCGCCGAGGACUCAUCGAGCAAAGACGCGGACGCGGACAAGAACAAGCACGCGGCUGACGAUAAGGAGGAGGCAGAGGACGAGUCCCUCCCGGAGCUGGUGAACAAGUAUUUCCCGAAAGUUGGACAGCUGUUGUUCCCUACCAGCUCGAGUAGCGCGGUCCCGAGCCCGACGAUUGGUGCUGCGGCUGCGGCCUCAGCGAAAGGGGAGCUGUUCCAUUUCGACGAUCAGAGCGCUGAUCAGCAGUCCGGGGGCAAGAAGAGGGCUGUCGCGCCUCAGGCGGCUCCCGCGCCUGCUGUGACUGAGAAUGCGGGCAUGAUUGCAGAUGAGGAGGCUGUUUAUCGCACUGUGACGAAGACCGAGACGGAUUGUACGUGCGCGAGCUCGGUCAAUGGUGUGAUGGCGAAGGAGACUGGAGCUAGUGUUGUCCCUGCGCCGUUGCCGGUUCAUAGUUCGAACGCGGUCGUGGCGACGGAGAGUGUCGUGCCCAUGCCCAGUGGUGUGGAUCCCUUGGCUGCGACCCCGACUGCCGCGACUCACGUGCAUGCUGCCCUGACUGAGGAAAGUGCUGAGCCGAGUGUCCAUGGAGUGCGCACGGAGGUGACCUCCGGCUCGGUGCUUGUGCAUAGCGUCUCGACGCCGGCGAUUAGAUCGAUGACCCGUACCGUGGUGGCCUCGGCGACCCCGACGGCCGGUGUCGCGCACAGUGCGUUCGUGGGCGAGGUGGCUUCGUCGUCUGAGGCGUCGAUGCCGACGGGCGUGGAUCCCCAGCGGAACAGCAAGGAUGAACAGCUGUUCACUGGUGGCGCGGCGUGGACGGGCCCCCGCGAGAUGGUGGUGAUGGGAGUGACUGGAUUCUUGGCGGUGAUGAUGAUGCUGUAA
Messenger RNA from Aspergillus affinis, 1170 nucleotides. RefSeq lists its product as uncharacterized. Bases 1 to 1170 code for a protein of 389 amino acids. The transcript is spliced from 2 exons. NCBI's taxonomy places the organism in Eukaryota, Fungi, Ascomycota, Eurotiomycetes, Eurotiales, Aspergillaceae. The record is from RefSeq and is a predicted model, not a curated record.